AUGAAAAGAGGAGAAAAUUUAAUUAAAAAAAGAAGAAAAAAGACAGAGAAGAGAUAGAGAGAGAGUGAAAGAGAGAGCACACUAAAACUUGAAGAUCAUUUCAAAGUUGAUACAGGAAUUCCUGAGCAGCCCCGUCCCAUUUAACAAUCUCACCAGAUCUUUACAAUAUUAUACUGAUUUACUCACUUCAAAUGCUCUAAAAGGUAAAUAGGCUUAUGAUGGCAGCUAAUCCUGUGUGUGGGGCGGAGUUGGAGAAUGGUCUUCACGAGCCACUCGUAAUCUCUGAAAAUGUAAUUGGGACAUCCAAUGGGAACUUGGGGAUUGAAGAAAUAAGUGUUAAUCUUGAAGAGGCUGUGAAGCUGGAAGAUCAUUUUUCAGUCUCUGACAAAGAAAUCAUUCAAGAACCUGUUAUGCAACCAGAAUGCCACUCUACUGUCACAGCUGAGGCGCCUGGGGUUAAAGGGUCUAGUGAUCCUAAGAAUUUGAAACCGCAAAAGGUCACAGGGAAGGCAAAGAGUGGUAAAUCUUUAAGCCCGAAACCGGUCUCGUUGGCAGGUUUGAGUAAGAGCAUAGAUGGGAAAAAAGUGCCUAAAUCUUCUGUUGCUUCAAAUGGUACCAUUUCUUCAGAAUCAGUACGUGGAAAGACUCCUGCUCUUAAAACAAAAGCUAAAUCAUUCAAUGAGAGGGAAGCUUCUGAUAGUUUGAAAGCAACGAAUGUUCAAACUGUUUCUAAGCAGCAACGACAUCCUGUUGCAAUGACGUCUUCCACUAGUGAAACUCUGCCAGAGGAUCCCACGGAGGAGGAGACAAAGGCAAAGGUUGUUAAGAAAGGCCCUGCUAAUAAAGCUGAAGAAAAUUCCGAGUCUUCUCUUCCUUCUGAUGAUGGCAAGCCCCGCAAACUGGGUACUCUUCCUGCGUACGAUUUCAAUUUUAAGUGUGAUGAGAGGGCUGAGAAAAGAAGAGAGUUCUACACAAAACUCGAGGAAAAAAUUCAUGCAAAGGAAAUGGAGAAGAACAAUUUGCAAGCCAAGACUAAGGAAUCUCAGGAAGCCGAGAUUAAAAUGUUAAGAAAGAAAUUGGGUUUCAAAGCAACACCGAUGCCAAGCUUCUAUCAGGAACCUGCACCUCCAAAGUUGGAACUGAAGAAGAUACCUACUACAAGAGCCAAAUCUCCCAAGCUUGGUCGAAAGAAGACUUCAUCUACGGCCGAAUUGGAAGAAAAUGAUGCCCCCAUUGCUCGCCCAAGUAGGAUGAGCUUGGAUGUGAAAUUUUCGAAAGGUAAUGUUGCCAAGACGCCACCUCCCGUUGCCCUUGUCAAGAAGCCACUACGAAAAUCGCUUCCUAGGUUGCCCUCCGAGACCUCCACCUUGUCCGGUGAAAGGAAGAAGGCUAUAGCUCAGAAGACCCCGGCUUCCAAAGAAGCAGCAGAAUCCAGACGCGAUAUGAGUGAAGCUGCAUCUGCACAGAAACAGGAGGGCGAGACUGGUGCUGAGGCAAAUGGGAGUGAGAUGUGCAUGGAGAACAACGAAGCUGCUCUGGAAUCACAAGAACAAGAUAGUUUGGUGCACGAGCCGAUUGCAGUAUGAGGUGAAAGAAUAGCUCCAAUGCAGGCUAUGCAUCUUUUCUGAAAACGACGACGAUAGUCUAUAUUGGAGCAAGGCAUGGGAGUAGAGUGUAAGGGGUGCCGGUGUCUCAUUUUAUUACCCCUAAGUCAGCAAUGAAGUUUGGUUGUUUGAUAUGUUUUUGUUAUGUGUUUGCUGAGUGUGGAGAAUUUGUUAUCCUAAUUUAUGGUUUAGGGCAUGAUUGUCACCCGAGUCAGUGAAAAUUUUGGGGUGUUGGAAUGGAUUCCAUCUCGAAAACAGCCUCUCUCUUGCUUUUCCAUUGUUGAUAUAAACACAAGUUAUCCUAAUUUCUUUCUUGUUUUCA
This is a messenger RNA of Salvia hispanica, 1926 nucleotides long. RefSeq names its product protein WVD2-like 6. Lineage: Eukaryota; Viridiplantae; Streptophyta; Magnoliopsida; Lamiales; Lamiaceae. Gene Ontology annotation, molecular function: microtubule binding. The record is from RefSeq and is a predicted model, not a curated record.